UGUGUGUGUUGCAUCAUGCAGACACUGUCACAACCUCUCCCUGUGUCUGUGUUCCAUCACCCAGAAUGCCACAUUCUAAGCACCUGUUUAACUGUAUCACAAACUUCAACAGGUAACAAGAAGAUGGAGUACAAGGCUCGACAGUGGCACGAGAAGUGUUUCUGCUGUUGUGUGUGCAAGACUCCCAUUGGUACCAAGAGCUUCAUCCCCAGGGACCUGGAGAUAUACUGCGCUGCUUGCUAUGAGGAGAAGUUUGCUACACGUUGUGUCAAGUGUAGCAAGAUCAUCACUUCCGGGGGCGUGACAUACAAGAACGAACCCUGGCACCGAGAGUGCUUCACGUGCACCAACUGCAACGCUUCCCUGGCCGGCCAACGCUUCACCUCCAGGGAUGACAAGCCUUAUUGUGCCGACUGCUUCGGCGAGUUGUUUGCCAAGCGCUGCACUGCCUGUGCCAAGCCUAUCACAGGCAUCGGCGGCACUCGCUUCAUCUCGUUCGAGGACAGACACUGGCACAACGACUGCUUCAUCUGCGCCGAGUGCAAGGGAUCCCUGGUGGGCAAGGGCUUCAUCACAGAUGGGGCAGACAUCCUCUGUCCUGAGUGUGCCAAGCAGAAACUUAUGUAAAGGACUCGUCUCGCAGUGUUACCAUAGUUACUCAUGAUGUGGUCAGCUUCAGCUGAAACCAAGCUUAAUCAAGAUUCCUUAACUUGGUAAAUGUUACAGCUUAUUACAAGUAACUUUUGAAAUUGUAUAAGGAUACAAAACAAUGAGUAACCCACUUGUUUCUAUUUUGUUAUAGAAUUUGAAAAAGUUACUAAUAAAUAGUAUAUCAUUGGUUUAACUUCAAGAAACAAAGACGAUCUAAACGAACUUCAUUGCCAAUUUCAGUUUGCGAGAAAUUGUGAAGAGUGUAGAGCUUUCCUUCCAGUCAUUGUUAUGCCAUAAAUACUGAAGACAAUUUGCCAUUAACGGUAACACUGAUUAUAAAGUGCCUAAAUUCAUACAUUCUUUUGCUUUACAAGUGAAGCAGCACCGAGGUUAAGCACCGCACUAUAAAAGCAACUCUGCGCUUAGCCGAGUUACGGAAGUUUAGCCGGAGUGGUGUUUCACGCAUCCCACCAGGCACGUGACAUUGCUCCAACAAUGUUGUGUGCUUGGUGGGCCCUGACCUGCAUGCUUGAGAGUACUGCAGCUUAUAAAUACCAACAAAACUGUGCUUGCAUAUUUGGGACACGCCUGCAAGAUAUCUGGUGCCAUUCACAAGUGACGGCUGAUGGAAUUAAAAUUUUGGUUUAAAGUCCGGUUUGGAUUCUAUUCCUUGCAGAGUUUGAGUUGCUUGAUUGGUUAAGUAAUCCAGAUCUUUUCAGUCAUUGAAUAGAAUUUAAUCUUUCUUAUGCAAAUGAUUACAUCCCACUGGCUUGCUUUCUAGAAUGGUGCCAUGAGUGCCAUUAGAAUGGCACUAUGAUUAAAACAAUGACAAUUUAUAUUGUAGUAUAUAAAUGUUAUAUAUAUAUCAUGACAAGAUUUAUUAUAGAUGCAGAUUGAGGCACUUUAUCUUAAUAUCAAUAAUAACUUUGGUAAAGUUAAAUUUUAAAUGUUGUAAUGUUAAGUCUUAUUCUUGAGGUCCACUGGGCGUAAAUGCGUAAAUUUAUUUUUAAGAGCUUUUGUUGGCCACUUGGUGACUUAUCAGUAGGGGAGAGUUUCCAUAAAAUUAACUUCUUUCACUGUUACAUACUGUAUUUAACUGUAGACACUAAAAUUAUUUAAAGAACAAUACCACGUGUCUAAGCAAUUUAUUUUAAGGACGAGAUACCAAUGUUUAUUAAGAUAGACUAACCGUGUUGCCUUACUAUCAUUGAAAUUGUUUAUAUGGUUGUCACUGCCAUUGUUAUGUUUACUCUUAACCUAUUAUUAAUGAAGUCGAAAAUGCAUAUUUAUUGCUCGAGGAUGGAAGCUGCGCUGAAGUAAGUUUCAUCGUAACGAAGCAAUAAUUGUGUUAUUUUUGUCACAAGCUUAGUCGUCCCCACCCACUCCUCCCCUAGCAGCAGCUCGGCCAUUUUGAGAGUCGUUUAUGCAAGAUGACAGUUGAGCUGCAAGCACAAGUCACUCUCUGGGCUGCUACAAGCUACCACUUCCCCAACACCACGAACCUCACGCUGGAGCGCAGCGAUACACUCAGACUCGUCAGUAACUCCUUAGUCGCUCGAUAUGACCCGAGCAUCAGUUUUCCACCGUAGCCGUUGCAGGGUUUAAAUGAUAUGUGGAGUUUUUGAUAUUAUUAUUUUUACAAUACACUUUUGUUGCUUGUAAUUUUUCUUACAGUGAAUUCUGACCUAACUUAGGGCUGGACUGUAGAUUAUUAGAGAAAUGACCUUCUGUUAGCUGUGUUCGGUUCCCUGACUUAGAGUACCGAGGAGGCGGAGGCAGCAGGGUUGCGAACAUGCUCCUGCUUCGCUAGCAUUGUCCCUAACUUAAUAUAUUAUAGUAUAUUCUUGCAUAGAUUUAUUCUUGACAGUUAUGCAUAGUUUAUAGAUGAACUACUCCAUUGCAAGUGUCCUCAGGAGUUUUGUUAAAUAUCGACGUGUUUUGUGAAGAUUCCCGCAUCGAACUGCUACACACAGAUCUAUAGCAAAGAAUCGUCAUUAAAUACAAAUCUGUGUUGACAAAUAAACUCUUAAGAACUUUGCAAUUGGAGCUCCCAAGAACAAUUUAUAAGCUGAGUUAUUUUUUUGUAUAUAAUGAGAUAAUAUACCUAGCUUGCUUAAUAACAAGUGUAUCGCUCAUCAGAGCACUGAUGCGCGGUAAUUAUAAAACACUGCUCUGUCGCUAUGCGAUUUUCUUCAUUUGAUUCAAAUUCUCACUCAUAGUGGUUUUUUAAUUCAUCAAAAUUAAUACAGUGUACUAUAAUCCUGCCAGAUAUGGAGUGUUAUUCUAGUAUCUAUCUUCAUUAUUCCAUUGUCCCGACGCAUUAUGGACGUACGAGUCUCGUCCGUAAUUUCAGCGAAUCAUUUUUAUUCAGCAUUAGAAUAUAUUUUGUGUUCAAAUACGUUGUUUCGUUGAGUUUGUGGGACAUCCACCGCUGCUUUCUCUUCACUGACUAUUUUUAAAUACAACAAAAAUAAUGAUAAAUCUUAAGCUUUAAGAGCGUAAGUUCCAUGUGAAGUUUUCCGUCGACUCAGCAUGGGUAACUGUGUUAUUCUUUGACGCACAUAAAUCAAUACUUAUUUAGUAAAAUUCCAAGAACAUUUGUGAGCAAGUGUCCUAAGUAGCAGCAAGGGAUUUUUUGUUAAUUUAAGACGGCGUAGGAUGUGUUAUCACCGACAAGUUAAAUUACGAGAGGGUCGGAACAUAUUGCAGUACUUUUAAUGCAUUAAAAGUCACCCCAGCCUUGUAUAUUAGUAGUAUAUAGAUAUCUGCUCCCUCCAACUAUGAAAACUUCUUAAAGAUCUGUUGUGUGUGACAUCACAAACCCAACAGUUAUGUUGUUUUGACCACCGUGUCUAUAUUUGUUGGUUCGACUAUUAAUUCGUUAUCUAAUAUAUCCAAAAUUAAAGUUGCAUCACGGCUAUCGGAGAAUUGUUUUACACAGGUUAGUUCGCGACAACCGCGAAGAUACGGCCACAAUCUUCACGACUAGGAACGCUUGUCUCGAGGCUCCUCAUAUCCUUUACACUUGUUUCAUAUUUUCUCAUAUAUUAUACCCUGUGGAUUGAUACCGUGAGAGGUGCUAGAUGUGUGAGCUUCAUGUUGGCCUGGUAUAAGCUGGUGCACAAGAUUACUAAUGCUGAUAUAACCAACUCUGUAAUAAAUGUGUUACAGUG
Cherax quadricarinatus is the source of this 3824-nucleotide messenger RNA. NCBI's taxonomy places the organism in Eukaryota, Metazoa, Arthropoda, Malacostraca, Decapoda, Parastacidae. The record is from RefSeq and is a predicted model, not a curated record.